GAUGGCAGGGAUCCUCGCCUGGUUCUGGAACGAGCGGUUCUGGCUGCCACACAACGUCACCUGGGCGGACCUGCAGAGCACGGAGGAAGCAGCCUUCCCGCAGGCGGAGGACCUCUACCUCGCCUUCCCCCUGGCCUUCUGCAUCUUCAUGAUCCGGCUGCUCUUCGAAAGGUUCAUUGCUAAACCAUGUGCCUUAGGCCUUAAAGUCCAAGCCAAUGGACCACAGAAAGCUCAACCUAAUGCUAUCUUGGAGAAGGUUUUCACAGCUAUUACAAAGCAUCCAGAUGAGAAGAGGCUGGAAGGCCUCUCCAAGCAGCUGGACUGGGAUGUACGCAGCAUUCAACGUUGGUUUCGACAAAGACGCAACCAGGAAAAACCCAGCACCCUUAGGAAGUUCUGUGAGAGCAUGUGGAGAUUUACAUUUUACCUUUAUAUAUUUACCUAUGGAGUACGGUUCCUGAAAAAGACACCCUGGCUCUGGAAUACCAGGCAGUGCUGGAGCGGGUAUCCAUAUCAGCCCCUGAUGCCCGACCUUCAUUACUACUACAUAGUUGAAUUGUCAUUCUACUGGUCCUUAAUGUUUUCUCAAUUCAUUGACGUCAAAAGAAAGGACUUUGGAAUCAUGUUUACACAUCACAUUGUAACAGUCACCCUGAUUACCUUCUCAUAUGUAACCAAUUUGACACGAGUGGGAACCUUGAUCUUAUGUCUCCACGAUGCGGCUGAUAUUGUCCUAGAGGCUGCCAAAAUGGCAAACUAUUGCAAGUGUCAAAAACUGAGUGACCUUCUGUUCCUUACAUUUGCUGUUGUCUUCAUUGUCAGUAGGCUUGGCAUAUAUCCCUUAUGGAUAUUAAAUACAACAUUGUUUGAACUAUAUGAAGCUCUGGGCAAUUUUCCUGCCUUGUGGGUCUUCAAUGUGCUGCUUAUAGUUCUUCAAAUUCUGCACUGUUUUUGGUCAUACCUAAUCAUAAAGGCAGCCUACAAAGCUAUUUCAAAGGGCAAGGCUGGGAAGUGGAACCCCUUGCAAGUAGCAAAGGAUGCCCGAAGUGAUGUUGAGUCAAGCUCAGAUGAGGAAGAAACAGUACCUCGCUCAAAGGCCCCGCACAGCACUGUCGCCACGAAUGGGACCAGCGGUGCCAAUGGGACAAACGGGUAUCUUACUGGUGCCACUUCCUCAGAGGAGCAUUAAUCCUUCACUUCAGUCAUGAGACAUGAACAGAAUGAACUGUUUGCUACUGGAAGUAAAUUAUAAGUUGUGAAUACAGUUUAUUCAUGUAUUUCAGCAUCAGAAAAAAUUAGGAGUAUCAAAGCAUUCUGAUAGCGCACUGCCAUAUUUCCUGUUUGUGAAUGAAGACAGCACACCACUCUGUAUACGUAGGCAUGCUGUAUGUGUAUGUAACUGACACAAUGGGAGCAGUAUUUUCACUUGUAUUGUCUGAAAUAUUAUUUAUUUUUUAUUCUUUUGGGAACUUCUGGACAAAAGGGAAUAUCCAUUCUCAAAGUUUGUGUCUUGGAUUCUCGGUAAUGGGGAGAGCAUUAUGCUCAUAUCUCUUCUGUCCAUUCCUUUUGGUUUUGCUGAAUCUGCUAUAAGUAAUAGUUGCUUGAUUUGUUACUUACAGUAAGAUAGAAUAUAGCUUUAUAGAUUUUAGAUCUGCUUCAGAUAUUUUUGCUAUCUUUGUCUUUUAAAGUACUGGUUUUGAAAUCAAAUCACAGUUACUGUUCUUCCAACAAUUUGGGAAAAAAUGUGGUAAUUGUGGGAUAUUAUUUUACGUAAUUUAAAAUUCAAUUUGGUGGUUAAUCGCAUUAGAAGUAGACUUGAUUUGUUGUGCAAAUACCCAAAAGCAUUGUUGUCAGCACUUAGGAUAAAUCCAUUAUUACUUUUUUUUGGCCUUUCAAUUUUUGACCUUAACAGAUUUUAGCUUUUUGCAGAGAUUCCAUGUUUCUUCAAAUGCACCAUUCUGAAUCCAGACUUAUCUCCUGAAAUUGUUCUUGCAUGUUCACUCGAUUGAGAGCAGGGAUGUAAUGGAAAAAACAGCAGAUUAAAAGUUCAUUUCUUCCUCAGACUCAGCUCAGUCUAGGUAUUGUUCUUAAAAUUAUUGCCACUUCCUUGGCAGGGUAAAGAGAGAGAAGGCAGAAUAUCAUACAUUACUAAAAUUAGUUUAUUUCAUGUGUGUGAGAACUUGAGCAAAAUUCACUUAUUAUAAUUCCUUUGAAUGCUCAGCAGUAUUUCAUCACCUCUACAAAUAAAAUUAGGGGGUGUCUGUAAAAUAAUUUUGCAUUCCUUUUUCAUCCAAGAUUUACAAAUAGUGUCCCAAAGAAGACAUAAUAACACCCUAAGUAAACAUAUUUUUAAACAUUUUAUACAUCCUUCUUCCAGUCUCUAGAUCAAAGUUUGAUGUAGGAUGCUAAGAAUCAUACAGCUCUUGCUGGACACUCUUCUGUGAUUUGUGACAGCAGUGCCAAAAGUAGGCAGGGCUCUUGGGUAACAGACUCUAUGCAACCUGCUGUUCAACAGUAUUGUGUGUGCACACAGAACCAAUGUGCUUAUAGACCAAAGAUUUACAUACACACACUCACUCACACACACACAUAUAUAUAUAAAAUUUAAAAAAUAAAAGGAAGAAAAAAUAAACAGGGGAAAAAAAAUCUCAAGCAUAUCUUCUACCUACAAAGGGACAAAGGGAUUGGAGUGCUGUGUUCAGCUGGAAACCUGAGCCAUGGGGUAAUUUCUGAUUCCUUUCACUAUGCAAAUAGUAAAAUAUAGAUGGUUUCUGAUGCCAUAAAACAUGUUCAAAGACUCUAUUUUAUAUAGACUUCAUUGAAGAAAGUUGUGUUGUCACUUCUUUCUUUUGAAAACUGAGAUUUGUCCCAUUCUACUGGUCACUAUUGAAAACUUCUAAAACUUUUUUUAUCCAUAGAAACCUCUUGUGUGUUAGGAAAAAGGAGGUGUGCUAAAAGCAAGGUUGAAAUGGCAUGAAUGGAAAUAGUACCUCAACUUAGUAAAGAAUAAAGGUAAGAAAACUCAGAAAUUGUAAAUCACAAAAGAUCUGUCAGUUCUGCUACCCACAGAGCAUCUUUUGAAAAAGCCAGAUAACCUUGUAAUCCAGCAGCUGCAUAGCUUAUAUGUCCAUGAGUAUAUCUGGGGGAGCAAGGGAGCCUUACUUAAAUCUUCUUCUCCCCAGAAAGUUUUUCUGCCUCUGAUUUUUUUUCAUCUGUCUCCCAUGCAUUUGAUUUCAUAUCAGUUUCCUGCAGGACAGGUUAUACAUGUGAAACUAUGCUGAUUGCAAUAUAAAGUAUCCUAUCUAUGGUGUUUGCAGCUGUGUAGUAAUUACUGCAAAGAUGAUGCCAAGAUUUUAAAAUAAAACCAUCCUGGGGUCAAUUAAAUUAAGAUUAUACUUUAUGAAAUCUGACCUGCUAAAAUAGAAAUGGAGAAUAUAAAUUUAAACACACCUCUUUCAUGGUGUUGGUUACCACCUCCAUUGAACCAUUUCCCUUCUGCAAAGAUGGUUACACAAAUGGCAUUCUGGCAAAAUAUUUUGUCUUACAUGAGAACAGAAUGUUGCUCUGAACUGUCAACAUGCACAACAUAGACCACAUGCUGCAAUGUUGGUAAUACCAGGGCAUAAAGCAGUCCCCAGCAACAAUCCUGGUGCCAGAGGUCUUUAGUCCCUGUUGGUCCUCUUUAGCAAUGUUCUGUAAUGUUCAUUCAGAUGUAGAGUCAAGGCUACAACCCUUGAGAUGAUUUACCAUCACUACAUAUGCUGUUAGGGUAUCACAGAAUCAUGGAAUGUUAAGGGUUUGAGGGGACCUUGCAGAUCAUCUAGUCCCAACUCCCUGCCAUGAGCAGGGACACUUCACAGUAGACCAGGUUGCUCAAGACCUUGAACACUGCCAAGACUGGGGCAUCCACGGCUUCCCUGGGCAAGUUGUUCAGUAUUUUACCACCCCUGAAGUAAAGAAUUUCUUUCUAAAGCUAACCUAAACUUUUCUCCUUUUUGCUCCAAUCCUCUUACCAACUUCAUGGCCCUUCUCUGGACAUGCUCCAACAGUUAUAUGUCCUUCUUAUGUUGGGGACACCAGAGCUGGCUGCAGUACUCUGGAUGGAGUCUCACGAGAGCAGAGGGACAGAAUCCCCUCCCCUGCCCUGCUGCCCACACUCCUGUGGAUGCAGCCCAGGAUACUUUUGGCUUUCUGGGCUGCGAGUGCACACUGAUGGCUCAUGUUGAGUUUUUCACCAACCAUCACUCCCAAGUCUCUCCACAGGGUUGCUCUCAGCCACGUCUCCACCAAGGAGUGCCUGGGAUUGCCACAGCCCAGGAGUAGGACUUUGCACCUGGCUUGCUUGAGCUUCAUGAGGUUUCCUUCAUUCUCUCUCUCAAGCCUAUCAGGGUCCCUUGUUCCCCACUGUUAAAUGGUGCAUCUGGGAUUGAAACUCUUCCUUUGAGGUUUAAAUUCAGUUACAUCUGUGUGAUAUGCUAAAGCAUGGAUGCAGUUACCUUGGUUCAGCUAAAACCCAGUGACAUGCUUAUCCCCUAUAAUCCUGGCUUUUUGGAGUCUGUUCUUAGCAGUCUAGGAUAAACUUCAUACAGGUAUGUCUGGAAAGUGAGGUAAGACACAAAUGAUAAAUUUGGGGAAACAGGAUAAGAGGAAGCCUUAAGAACUUUCCCAACCUUUGCUAAACAAUGACUGAUCUUUCAAGCUAGAGGUUUAUUAUAAAAAUUACAAAUUCACACUUUUUUUUUGUCUCUAGGAGGAAGGACCAAGUGAUUAGACAUGGCAGUGUGCUUUAAUUCAUCGUUUCAACUAAUGGGUGUGAAAACUUUGGCUUUAUCUUCCACUCUGCAGAGAAAAUGCCAUGCAAUUGUUUCCUUUUUCAUUUGAAUUUGAUUGCUUUUCUGGUUAAGAGCUUUGCAAGGUGCAUUUGGAGGUCAUUGAGUAUUUAGAGGCUAAUUGCACAUAUUUUAGAAGAUUGACUGAAAUUAUUCUCAUGGUUCAUGGUAAAUGUGAGGCUUUAAAAGGUUCUGUAUAUUCACACCUUUUGUAGAAUUGUAAUUUAGUAAUUCUAGAAAUGAGAGUUUGUAUAACCUCUCUGUCUUUGAGUUCUAUGCUCCUUGUUUAUAGUACAGUACAUGACACAGUGGUUGAGAUGUCAGAGUAGAAAACUGAGGAAAUUAGAGUUUAUUAGUAAAUAGUAAGAAUUUGUCUUCUCUCCUAGACAGCCCAGAUUACAGUAAAACAAGAUUCAGGUUACCCUUUGUGUACUGUUCCCAUAUUGGCAUAUUUUGUAUCAAAAGAAAAAUACAUGGUGGGUUUAUGGUUUUGUUUGGUGGUUUUUCAUAAAGAAGAACAUUGCAGAGAAUGGUAAAAAUACCUGAUCAAAAAACAAGAGUGCCAAUGCCCAGUGCUUUUUCUGAGACCCGAGUACAUGCACUAAAGCUUUGCUUACAGUGGAAUGAUUCUUGUCUUAAAUCUGUAUCCGAUUCAGGUGAAAAUCACUUCCUGCUUCUGAACAGGACAUGAGGGUGAAAGCUGUGACCCUGCAGCACACACCCCUGGUGAUCCAUGCUGGUUGAUUGAGACACUCUGUGUUUUACACAGAGUGCUCUAGUAGGAAGCCUAAUGCCCAUUUCAUUCAUUUUCUCAUUACCACAGCCUUCUGUAUCUCAGAGAAAUAUGGGCUACUAUUGGUUUUAUACAGCUGAUGCUUUGGUAUUUUCUUAAUCUCUUUGCUACAACUCAUUUUUGUACGUCUCCUAUUGUCUACUUCCUGUGAGAUAUGUGGGAGAGGAGUAUUAAAUACUUUUUACCCUUCUAGUAAUGUGGACCCUCUUAGGCCUAACUUCAGUGUUCUGCAAACUACAGUUGCCUUUAAACCAUGAAGCAAAACCAGUUUGUAUUAUUUGUUUUGACUGGUUUUGAUUUGGAACAGAGACCUAAUGGGAACUUCAGUAAGACAUUAUUCUUUUUUUCCCUUUUCUUUUAAAAAGCUCUAGUGGAGGUUUGCAAAGGUGAUGUACAUGUACCGCCUUUACACUGUAAAGAUUUCUGAUUGUAGUUGCAAUGAAAACACAGUGUUUGAGUGUGUCUCUACAGACUUCUCUAUCUUUGAAAUUGCUUUCAAUUAAAAAACUGGAGGAAAUACCAUGAAAGGAUGUUUUGGAGUCAUGUCAAUGGUCACAUGUGUCAGACAAAAGGCAAAAAAUAUUGUCUUACAUGACUUAAAAGAGGUGCAACAAAACACAUUUUCUGGCUUCUGCUGAGCUUCAGCUUUUUGCUGUUCUGGGGUUUACCUUUACACAAGCUCUCAUACCAUACUGUGCAUGUCGACUGCUGCAAGUCAGGGUGAGGCAAAUGACACAUUUUCACCUGUGUUUUCAUGAAAAUCCUGUGCUUGAGCAACUCUUUCAGAAAUGUGGUGAUGUGUAGGAACUCUACUGUUCUGGAUACAGUGAUGCACUAGCUAGAAGUCCUUUCAUGUAUAGCUAUUGUGUGGAACUUUGGGAGUUAUUUUGUCUUUUAUUUGACUGGGUUUGGGGUUUUUUCUAAUAUGGAGAAUAAUUAUUCCUCAUAAAAUCUCUGGAACCAACCAGUAUUGUGGGCUAUUUUAAUUUGGAGACAGUUUCAUAAUAAACAUAAGUAUUAGAAAUGUA
Molecule: messenger RNA, 6650 nt
Organism: Taeniopygia guttata (zebra finch)
Lineage: Eukaryota; Metazoa; Chordata; Aves; Passeriformes; Estrildidae
Gene: CERS6
Product: ceramide synthase 6
Biological process (GO): ceramide biosynthetic process
Cellular component (GO): membrane
Molecular function (GO): DNA binding; sphingosine N-acyltransferase activity
Source: RefSeq, a predicted model, not a curated record